Messenger RNA from Papaver somniferum (opium poppy), 1492 nucleotides. RefSeq names its product codeine O-demethylase-like. Bases 100 to 1182 code for a protein of 360 amino acids. The transcript is spliced from 4 exons. NCBI's taxonomy places the organism in Eukaryota, Viridiplantae, Streptophyta, Magnoliopsida, Ranunculales, Papaveraceae. The record is from RefSeq and is a predicted model, not a curated record.
AUAUAAGUAAGGCAUAUCCACUUGAGAGAAACAAAGAGACCUGAAAGAUUGAUAUAUGAUCUGAAGAUCUGACAAGAAAGUUCAUCAAAUAUAGAGUUCAUGGAGACACCAAUACUUAUCAAGCUAGGCAAUGGUUUGUCAAUACCAAGUGUUCAGGAAUUGGCUAAACUCACGCUUGCAGAAAUUCCAUCUCGAUACACAUGCACCGGUGAAAGCCCGUUGAAUAAUAUUGGUGCGUCUGUAACAGAUGAUGAAACAGUUCCUGUCAUCGAUUUGCAAAAUUUACUAUCUCCAGAACCCGUAGUUGGAAAGUUAGAAUUGGAUAAGCUUCAUUCUGCUUGCAAAGAAUGGGGUUUCUUUCAGCUGGUUAACCAUGGAGUCGACGCUUUACUGAUGGACAAUAUAAAAUCAGAAAUUAAAGGUUUCUUUAACCUUCCAAUGAAUGAGAAAACUAAAUACGGACAGCAAGAUGGAGAUUUUGAAGGAUUUGGACAACCCUAUAUUGAAUCGGAGGACCAAAGACUUGAUUGGACUGAAGUGUUUAGCAUGUUAAGUCUUCCUCUCCAUUUAAGGAAGCCUCAUUUGUUUCCAGAACUCCCUCUGCCUUUCAGGGAGACACUGGAAUCCUACCUAUCAAAAAUGAAAAAACUAUCAACGGUUGUCUUUGAGAUGUUGGAAAAAUCUCUACAAUUAGUUGAGAUUAAAGGUAUGACAGACUUAUUUGAAGAUGGGUUGCAAACAAUGAGGAUGAACUAUUAUCCUCCUUGUCCUCGACCAGAGCUUGUACUUGGUCUUACGUCACACUCGGAUUUUAGCGGUUUGACAAUUCUCCUUCAACUUAAUGAAGUUGAAGGAUUACAAAUAAGAAAAGAGAAGAGGUGGAUUUCAAUCAAACCUCUACCUGAUGCGUUCAUAGUGAAUGUUGGAGACAUUUUGGAGAUAAUGACUAAUGGGAUUUACCGUAGCGUCGAGCACCGGGCAGUAGUAAACUCAACAAAGGAGAGGCUCUCAAUCGCGACAUUUCAUGACUCUAAACUAGAGUCAGAAAUAGGCCCAAUUUCGAGCUUGGUCACACCAGAGACACCUGCUUUGUUCAAAAGAGGUAGGUAUGAGGAUAUUUUGAAGGAAAAUCUUUCAAGGAAGCUUGAUGGAAAAUCAUUUCUCGACUACAUGAGGAUGUGAGAAAGUGUGAACAUACAUUAUACUCCACAUUGUGUUUAAUAUAUGAUGAAAUAAGUUGCUUUUGAAGUAUGAUGAAAUAAGUUGGUUUUGAAGAAUUCAUAUUGUGCUUAAAUUUCGUGGAUGACUGAGAGAUUUAUUAUGUAAUAAUAAUGUAUUGGUUUGAAGAUUCUCGUCUCACUAUAUGUAAGACUCUGUUUGGGUCAAGUGAUGUAAUCACGGUUGAAAUAAGUUGCUUUUGAAGAAUUCAUAUGGUGCUUAAUAUUAUGUAAUAAAUAAUGUAUUGGAUUGAAGAUUGUCUUCUCAUUUUCUG